This is a messenger RNA of Necator americanus (New World hookworm), 1209 nucleotides long. RefSeq lists its product as uncharacterized. The transcript has 3 exons. Bases 1 to 1209 code for a protein of 402 amino acids. The record is from RefSeq and is a predicted model, not a curated record. Lineage: Eukaryota; Metazoa; Nematoda; Chromadorea; Rhabditida; Ancylostomatidae. Gene Ontology annotation, biological process: DNA repair. Gene Ontology annotation, molecular function: double-stranded DNA 3'-5' DNA exonuclease activity.
AUGCAGGCUGUUCACGAACUGCUCACGCAGCGCCAGGCUUCAUUGAACAUGUAUGGAUUAAGCAUUAGGCAGAUCAUGACAUUGAUAGACGAAUGCCUGAAUUGCUCUAUUUUCCGAUGGUCGGGACAGUACUACCGACAACUUAGAGGCCUAGCUAUGGGACAAAGGCUGGCACCAACUCUCGCCAUUGUUUUCAUGGCCAAGACCGAAAAGCCUAUAAUAGACCGCAAACCACUACUGUACUAUCGUUACAUAGAUUAUUGCUGCGUCGUCUGCUCAACACAAGCAGAACUAGACACGUGCUUCAAUCUUCUCAAUCAGCAGUGUCCGCACAUUAAGUUCACAAAGGAGAGACUGAUAGACAGUUGCUCUGUGAUCAAACAGCCACAUCGGCGGCGAAGCCCCAUGAUCUAUGGAUUGGAGAAGUGGAAAGCGCCGCCAACGAUGAUAGAGAAGCUUGUCUGCAUGGAAGAAGCUAGGGCGUACCCCAGAAGCGACACGCAUUGUCCUCGCCCGGGCAUUGUGGCAAAUAUGCGAGGGCUACCGGCUAGAGGACGGAGCCGGCCAAAGAAGUUAAUCCUCCAUCGCCAGCAACAUCCAGUGCGCUUGGCAACACUUAACGUUGGGACGCUUACUGGAAGAAGUCGUGAACUGGCAGACAGUCUCAGAAAACGCCGUGUUGACAUAUGUUGUGUACAGGAGACUCGCUGGAAAGGCUCCAAGUCAAGGGAAUUAGGCGAUGGCUACAAGCUCAUCUACCACGGCACAUCAAAUCGCAAUGGCGUUGGUAUCAUAUUGAACGAGUCGUUUAGAAAUAGCGUCACAGCGGUGGAUCGACUAUUGGAUCGCUUGAUGAUUGUAAAAGUAGAUACAGGAGAAGUGGAAUCGCGAGUCGUAUCUGCUUAUGCGCCACAGAUGGGCUGUAGUGAAGAAGAGAAGAUGUGCUUUUGGGAAGAUCUGCUCGUUCAUCUGCUCGUUAUGGACUUGAAAAUCUCCCGUCCAAGGAAGAGACAUCCAAGAACUGAAACACAACGCAUCAAAUGGUGGAAUCUGAAGGAUCGGAAGGAGAUAUUUUUGCGUCCCUGGCUCCAUCUGCGCUUCCCCACCCUACUCGUAGUGUGGUCGUCUACUUCCAGCGUUAUAGGCUUGACCGCGGAGAACACUCUGGAAAAGACGACUCUAGGUCGUCUUUCCCAGAGUGUUCUCUAA